This is a messenger RNA of Erythranthe guttata (spotted monkey flower), 2413 nucleotides long. Lineage: Eukaryota; Viridiplantae; Streptophyta; Magnoliopsida; Lamiales; Phrymaceae. The record is from RefSeq and is a predicted model, not a curated record.
AAGACGAUUACUUUGGAAGUUGAAAGUUCAGACACUAUCGAUAAUGUUAAAGCGAAAAUUCAGGACAAAGAAGGGAUUCCUCCGGAUCAGCAAAGAUUGAUCUUUGCUGGGAAACAACUCGAAGAUGGGCGAACCCUCGCGGAUUACAAUAUCCAGAAAGAGUCUACACUACACCUUGUCCUAAGGCUUCGUGGUGGGAUGCAGAUUUUCGUUAAGACGUUGACCGGAAAGACGAUUACUUUGGAGGUUGAAAGUUCAGACACAAUUGAUAAUGUUAAAGCAAAAAUCCAGGACAAAGAAGGGAUCCCUCCGGACCAGCAGAGAUUGAUCUUUGCUGGGAAACAACUUGAAGACGGUAGAACACUUGCAGACUACAACAUCCAAAAGGAGUCGACUCUCCAUCUUGUGCUGCGUUUGAGGGGCGGCAUGCAAAUCUUUGUCAAGACAUUGACCGGAAAGACAAUCACUUUAGAAGUUGAGAGUUCGGACACUAUCGACAAUGUUAAGGCGAAAAUCCAAGACAAAGAAGGAAUCCCACCCGACCAGCAGAGAUUGAUCUUUGCAGGUAAGCAGCUGGAAGAUGGUAGGACGCUUGCCGAUUAUAACAUCCAAAAGGAGUCGACUCUUCAUUUGGUACUGCGGUUGAGGGGAGGAAUGCAAAUCUUCGUAAAGACUUUGACGGGCAAAACGAUCACUUUGGAGGUCGAGAGUUCAGAUACGAUCGACAACGUCAAAGCUAAAAUUCAAGAUAAGGAAGGAAUUCCCCCGGACCAGCAGAGGUUAAUCUUUGCUGGUAAACAACUCGAAGAUGGCCGAACCCUCGCAGAUUACAAUAUCCAAAAAGAAUCUACACUCCACCUUGUCCUAAGGCUUCGUGGUGGGAUGCAGAUUUUUGUGAAAACUCUUACCGGGAAGACCAUCACUCUUGAAGUCGAGAGCUCAGAUACGAUCGAUAAUGUCAAAGCAAAGAUCCAGGACAAGGAAGGCAUUCCUCCGGACCAGCAAAGAUUGAUCUUUGCUGGCAAGCAACUCGAAGAUGGUCGAACCCUCGCUGAUUACAAUAUCCAGAAAGAAUCUACACUCCACCUUGUCCUAAGGCUUCGUGGUGGGAUGCAGAUUUUUGUAAAAACUCUUACCGGCAAAACAAUCACUUUGGAGGUUGAAAGUUCAGACACAAUCGACAACGUCAAAGCCAAAAUCCAAGACAAGGAAGGGAUCCCUCCAGACCAGCAAAGAUUGAUCUUCGCUGGAAAGCAACUUGAAGAUGGUCGAACCCUCGCUGAUUACAAUAUCCAGAAAGAAUCGACUCUCCAUCUUGUCCUAAGACUUCGUGGUGGAAUGCAGAUUUUUGUUAAGACUUUGACUGGAAAGACAAUCACUUUGGAGGUCGAAAGUUCAGACACAAUCGACAACGUUAAAGCCAAAAUCCAAGACAAAGAAGGGAUCCCUCCAGACCAGCAAAGACUGAUCUUUGCCGGAAAGCAACUUGAAGAUGGUAGAACAUUGGCGGAUUACAACAUUCAAAAGGAAUCAACUCUCCAUCUUGUGUUGCGGUUGAGGGGUGGCAUGCAAAUCUUCGUCAAGACAUUGACUGGAAAGACGAUUACUUUGGAAGUCGAAAGUUCAGACACAAUCGACAAUGUUAAAGCCAAAAUCCAAGACAAAGAAGGCAUCCCUCCGGACCAGCAAAGACUAAUCUUUGCAGGUAAGCAGCUCGAAGAUGGCAGAACGCUGGCUGAUUACAAUAUUCAGAAAGAAUCGACUCUCCACCUUGUGCUAAGGCUUCGUGGUGGGAUGCAAAUUUUCGUAAAGACAUUGACUGGAAAGACAAUCACUUUGGAAGUUGAAAGUUCAGACACAAUCGACAAUGUCAAGGCGAAAAUCCAGGACAAAGAAGGUAUCCCUCCAGACCAGCAAAGACUGAUCUUUGCCGGUAAGCAGCUCGAAGAUGGUAGAACACUUGCCGAUUAUAACAUUCAAAAGGAGUCGACUCUUCAUUUGGUGCUGCGAUUGAGAGGAGGAAUGCAAAUCUUCGUCAAGACUUUGACGGGCAAAACGAUCACUUUGGAGGUGGAGAGUUCCGAUACAAUCGACAAUGUGAAAGCAAAGAUUCAAGAUAAGGAAGGGAUUCCACCGGACCAGCAAAGGCUCAUCUUUGCUGGGAAACAGCUCGAAGACGGACGCACGCUUGCCGAUUAUAAUAUCCAGAAGGAGUCCACCCUCCACCUUGUGCUCCGUCUUCGUGGUGGUGGUCACGUUUGAUGAAUUUGUAUUUGAAUUUGUUUUUAAACUUCAACUUUGUCAGAACAAUGUAUUGAUUUUUCUUUUUUUAAUUACUGUUUUUCCGUAAUAUGUUUUGACAUUCUAUUUUACGCCAUGAUUUGAUAUAUAAUAAUGCAGUUUUUCUUUCUUA